CCUACCUCAAGACCACAAGGCAGCCAACAAGAACCUGUGAAGUUCCAUCUCGUUGUGAAUAAAUAUCAUCUCGUCACUGCUUCGUCGGAUUCUACUCCCAAAAGUCUAUCGUCUCCAGCACCCAGCUUCGUCAAUUCUCCGCGCUUUUACGCUACUUUCAGUGGUCUACGCCGACCGAGCGAUCAUAGUCGUCCUUCCGUUAUCGCCCAUAAUCGACAAGAUGCGAUUCCUAACGAUCGCCGCCGCCGCCCUUGCCGUCGCGCAAGGCGUCUUUGCUGUUGAUAUCCAAAAGGACAUUAUCAUGAGCUUUCCUCAAUCGACGCCUGAUAAUAUCGUCAACAAGGCGAUGGAGGAGAUUCGUAACGCAGGCGGUACCAUAACCCAUGAGUAUAAGUUGCUGAAGGGCUUCGCCGCGAAGGCGCCACAGAAGAUCCUUGAGACGGUCACCGCAUGGAGUAGUGAAUAUAAUGCAGUGAUUGAGGAGGAUCAAGUGAUGAAGAUUUCCGUCCCCGGCACGAACUAGAUCAACCUGCGCUUCAACACUUGGCACACAUGAUUACGAGAUAAUGAUCCCUGGCUCAGUGCCUCUCGAUACCCUCCUUAUGCGAUCGCAACAUGUUUGCCAAAUUCCGGAAAGAGAUGAUCGACCAGUCGACUGAUUUCGCAAUAGACGGUGCUGGAUUUCGUGGCCUGGCUUUAUAGAAUUGACUACCUUCCUACCUGAUGAUUGUGUAGGCUGGAUGUGUUUAUAGUAUUGUAUUGCGUAUAUGGAAUAUCACAGAUUGCAACUGACUAUUGUACGGCUCGCGAGUCUUCGUGUUAGCAUCUACUGCGCGCUGCAGUGGGUCUAUAGGUAACUUUGUCUACACUCACUGCUCUAAGAAAGAGUUGAUCCAAUCGAUCGGUGUUAUCUAAAUAACGCGCGGGCGUUUUACUUUCGAUGUAUUCUUCAACAACUGGUGAAGUAUAUCCCAAACCAAGCAAGCUACCGGAUGAUUGAGCGAAUAAACAAGCCUCGUACUUAUCUAUCCCAGCUUGACUAUGUACCUAGGUAGGCAGGCAAGGAAAUGAAAUGCUAACAUUUUCCCAAUAUGUGUACUGCUAGCUGGGUUGUACACACACACUAAGUGGC
This is a messenger RNA of Xylaria bambusicola, 1132 nucleotides long. RefSeq lists its product as uncharacterized. Lineage: Eukaryota; Fungi; Ascomycota; Sordariomycetes; Xylariales; Xylariaceae. The coding region runs from base 221 to 523 and encodes 100 amino acids. Gene Ontology annotation, molecular function: endopeptidase inhibitor activity. The record is from RefSeq and is a predicted model, not a curated record. Gene Ontology annotation, biological process: vacuole fusion, non-autophagic. The transcript has 2 exons.